AUGCAGCACAGCCUGACCUUGCCUUCGAUUGCCGUAACCCAGACUCGUCCAGUCGCGUCCAUUCUAGAAGGAGCGCAGGAAAGACAGAGUACUAGCGUAGUGCAGUGCAGCGCAGCCAAGCAGCAGACUCGAUUGGACCGUUGGUUUGUGUCCCCAUCAACUCUUCUGAUAGAAGCGGGAGCGAUAUUUCACUUGGCUCGCUGGGCGCUUCUAGACACACUCACGUUGGAUCUUGCAUUUUGGCAGUCGAGCCAACCGGAUGCGCAGGUUGGAACGCACGGUCCUGCCAUGGUGAUCGACCCGGAUUGCCGCUGGAACCUUGUGACCGGAGUGGUCAUCUGCCUGAUUCCUUAG
Molecule: messenger RNA, 354 nt
Organism: Aspergillus calidoustus
Lineage: Eukaryota; Fungi; Ascomycota; Eurotiomycetes; Eurotiales; Aspergillaceae
Source: the annotation of a GenBank genome assembly